ACCCAGCGCGUAUAUAUGUAUGUGCGCACUGAUCUCCUGCGUACAACAGACCACACCCACCACCUGUUCGAUAGAGUUCCUCUGACGGCAGCAAUGGAGGCCGCAUCACUCUUGUCGCUCCUCUUCGUCCUCCUCUGCUCCUCUGUUUCCUCUGCUCGCGCCGCGAGGAGCUUGACCGCUUUCAUGCCUCCGCCCAUUCCCUUCCUGCCGCCGAAGCCCUCGCUGCCGAAUAUCCCUUCGCUUCUGCCUCCGAUCCCCUUCCUCCCGCCCAACCCACUGUUUCCGAGGGGGCCUAUCCUCCCUCCGAUUCCCUUCCUGCCACCGAUCCCCUCACUUCUGCCGCCGUCGAUCCCGUCACUUCUGCCGCCGUCGAUCCCCUCACUUCUGCCUCCGUCGAUCCCCUCACUUCUUCCGCCAUCGAUCCCCUCACUUCUUCCGCCGUCGAUCCCCUCACUUCUGCCUCCGUCGAUCCCCUCACUUCUUCCGCCAUCGAUCCCCUCACUUCUUCCGCCGUCGAUCCCCUCACUUCUGCCGCCGAACCCACUGUUGCCGCCAUCGACGCCGUCGUCAACGACGCCGUCUAUCCUGCCUCCGAUUCCCUUCCUGACGCCAUCGUCGCCGUCUUCGUCGCCGCCCUCGACGCCGUCUAUCCUGCCUCCGAUUCCCUUGCUGCCGCCAUCGUCGACGCCGUCACUUCUUCCGCCGCUUCCUCGGAUCCCCGGCUUGCCGGUGCCCUGAACCUCCACUUAUCGCCACGCCUAAGCCCAUGAAGACAAAGCUAUAUAAUUAACGAACGUUAAUAAAAGAAUAUUCCUAAUGUAACUGUUUUAAUUAUACUAGUCCCGGAACGCUCUAAUUUACGAAUAAAACAAUAAUUGAUAUUUCCUUUUUUA
Molecule: messenger RNA, 893 nt
Organism: Zingiber officinale
Lineage: Eukaryota; Viridiplantae; Streptophyta; Magnoliopsida; Zingiberales; Zingiberaceae
Product: vegetative cell wall protein gp1-like
Exons: 1
Coding region: 16-738 (240 amino acids)
Source: RefSeq, a predicted model, not a curated record